This is a messenger RNA of Schistocerca piceifrons (Central American locust), 4782 nucleotides long. Its product is annotated as serine/threonine-protein phosphatase 6 regulatory ankyrin repeat subunit A-like. Bases 1 to 4782 code for a protein of 1593 amino acids. NCBI's taxonomy places the organism in Eukaryota, Metazoa, Arthropoda, Insecta, Orthoptera, Acrididae. The transcript has 2 exons. Gene Ontology annotation, molecular function: protein binding. The record is from RefSeq and is a predicted model, not a curated record.
AUGUCUGUAUUGCAGUACAUAGCAAUCGGGCUUCAAGCUGAUGCUCAGGUGGUGAAGCUCUCUGCGUUUAAGACACUAGACAUAGUCAAAAAGACAGUAAGUGAUGGAUCUACAGCACUGGAGGUUGAGCUAGACCAGUGGAGAGAGAUGCUUCCUGAAUAUGUGACUGACAGUAUAGUGCAGCAGCUGACAACAGCCGGUGACGGUACCACGCUGCGCGGUACACUUGGUGCGGCGAUGUUGUGCGGCGCAGUAGUAACAGGUGAUGCAGAAUGUGUACGACUGCUGAUCCAGGCUGGGGUUGACCUCAAUGUACAGGUCAGUAGUGGUGUGACAGCUACACAUGUGGCAGCAGCUGCUGGGAAUGUCGACUGCUUAGAGUCUCUACUCUCUGCUGGUGCUGACUUCAAUGUGAAAGACAAGUCAGGUCGGACUCCCCUGCACUGCGCAGCAGAGAUGCGCAGGGCACAGUGUGUGAAACAACUGCUGCGGGCCGGCGCAGACGCGCUUGCGCAGGACUCGGAACGGAAGAGUCCGCUGCAUUGUGCAGCAUAUGCAAGGGCUGCGGAAUGCGUCAGGCUACUGGCCAAUUCAGCCAAAAACCUGGAGGUUAGAGACCUGAAAGGCGCCACAGCACUGCACUACGCUGCAAAGAAUGGCGAUGUUGAAAGUGUGGAGCACCUGUUACGUGCAGGGGCUCGCAGCAGCCCACUGAGUGACACCCUGGGCACACCUCUGCACGUGGCAGCAUCGAAUGGCAACGUCGACUGCGUGAGGCUGCUGCUGCAGGUGGAGGCCAAUCUGACGGCGGGAACUGCUGGUGGAUCAACUGCGUUGCACUUGGCCCCGCGUGGAUUCAACCCAGACAGUGUGAGGCACCUCCUGAAAGCUGGUGCGAAUAUCCGGGAGAAGGGUGAUUUCGGUUUGACUCCGCUGGCCAUUGCAGCAGCAUACCGCAGACCAACCUGCGUGAGGGUACUGGUGGAAGAAGGAGCUGACGUAGACGAGAGGGACAGCAAUGGUUGCACACCACUAUACUAUGCAGCAUCCAGUGGCGAGACUGAGAUUGUGAAGCUACUGCUGGACGCUGGUGCAGAUGCACUUGCCCAGGACUCGCUAAGUAGGACACCACUGCAUGUAGCAUCACACAAGGGGAAUGCAGAAUGUGUCAGGCUACUGGUGAAGAAAGCAGCUAAUGUGGACAAGAGGGACAGCCACGGUGUAACACCACUACACUGUGCAGCAUACAGUGGGAAGACUGAGAUUGUGGAGCUACUGCUGGACGCUGGUGCAGAUGCACUUGCCCAGGACUCGCUAAGUAGGACAUCACUGCAUGUAGCAUCACACAAGGGGAAUGCAGAAUGUGUCAGGCUACUGGUGAAGAAAGUAGCUAAUGUGGACAAGAGGGACAGCCACGGUGUAACACCACUACACUAUGCAGCAUACAGUGGCAAGACUGAGAUUGUGAAGCUACUGCUGGACGCUGGUGCAGAUGCACUUGCCCAGGACUCUCUAAGUAGGACACCACUGCGUGCAGCAUCAGGAGAGGGGGAUGCAGAAUGUGUCAGGCUACUGGUGAAGAAAGGAGCUGAUGUCGACAAGAGGGACAGCAACGGCGUAACACCACUACACUAUGCAGCAUCCAGUGGCAAGACUGAGAUUGUGAAGCUACUGCUGGACGCUGGUGCAGAUGCACUUGCCCAGGACUCGCUACGCAGGACACCACUGCAUGCAGCAUCAGGAGAGGGGGAUGCAGAAUGUGUCAAACUACUGGUGAAGAAAGGAGCUGAUGUCGACAAGAGGGACAGCAACGGCGUAACACCACUACACUAUGCAGCAUCCAGUGGCAAGACUGAGAUUGUGAAGCUACUGCUGGACGCUGGUGCAGAUGCACUUGCCCAGGACUCGCUACGCAGGACACCACUGCAUGCAGCAUCAGGAGGGGGGGAUGCAGAGUGUGUCAGGCUACUGGUGAAGAAAGGAGCUGAUGUCGACAAGAGGGACAGCAACGGCGUAACACCACUACACUAUGCAGCAUCCAGUGGCAAGACUGAGAUUGUGAAGCUACUGCUGGACGCUGGUGCAGAUGCACUUGCCCAGGACUCGCUACGUAGGACACCACUGCAUCCAGCAUCAGGAGAGGGGGAUGCAGAAUGUGUCAGACUACUGGUGAAGAAAGGAGCUGAUGUCGACAAGAGGGACAGCAACGGCGUAACACCACUACACUAUGCAGCAUCCAGUGGCAAGACUGAGAUUGUGAAGCUACUGCUGGACGCUGAUGCAGAUGCACUUGCCCAGGACUCGCUACGCAGGACACCACUGCAUGCAGCAUCAGGAGAGGGGGAUGCAGAAUGUGUCAGGCUACUGGUGAAGAAAGGAGCUGAUGUCGACAAGAGGGACAGCAACGGCCUAUCACCACUGCACUAUGCAGCAUGCAGUGGCAAGACUGAGAUUGUGAAGCUACUGCUGGACGCUGGUGCAGAUGCACUUGCCCAGGACUCGCUACGUAGGACACCACUGCAUGCAGCAUCAGGAGAGGGGGAUGCAGAAUGUGUCAGACUACUGGUGAAGAAAGGAGCUGAUGUCGACAAGAGGGACAGCAACGGCCUAACACCACUGCACUAUGCAGCAUGCAGUGGCAAGACUGAGAUUGUGAAGCUACUGCUGGACGCUGGUGCAGAUGCACUUGCCCAGGACUCGCUACGUAGGACACCACUGCAUGCAGCAUCAGGAGAGGGGGAUGCAGAAUGUGUCAGGCUACUGGUGAAGAAAGGAGCUGAUGUCGCCAAGAGGGACAGCAACGGCGUAACACCACUACACUAUGCAGCAUCCAGUGGCAAGACUGAGAUUGUGAAGCUACUGCUGGACGCUGGUGCAGAUGCACUUGCCCAGGACUCGCUACGUAGGACACCACUGCAUGCAGUAUCAGGAGAGGGGGAUGCAGAAUGUGUCAGGCUACUGGUGAAGAAAGGAGCUGAUGUCGACAAGAGGGACAGCAACGGCGUAACACCACUACACUAUGCAGCAUCCAGUGGCGAGACUGAGAUUGUGAAGCUACUGCUGGACGCUGGUGCAGAUGCACUUGCCCAGGACUCGCUACGCAGGACACCACUGCAUGCAGCAUCAGGAGAGGGGGAUGCAGAAUGUGUCAGGCUACUGGUGAAGAAAGGAGCUGAUGUCGACAAGAGGGACAGCAACGGCGUAACACCACUACACUAUGCAGCAUCCAGUGGCAAGACUGACAUUGUGAUGCUACUGCUGGACGCUGGUGCAGAUGCACUUGCCCAGGACUCGCUACGCAGGACAGCACUGCAUGCAGCAUCAGGAGAGGGGGAUGCAGAAUGUGUCAGGCUACUGGUGAAGAAAGGAGCUGAUGUCGACAAGAGGGACAGCAACGGCCUAACGCCGCUGCACUAUGCAGCAUGCAGUGGCAAGACUGAGAUUGUGAAGCUACUGCUGGACGCUGGUGCAGAUGCACUUGCCCAGGACUCGCUACGUAGGACACCACUGCAUGCAGCAUCAGGAGAGGGGGAUGCAGAAUGUGUCAGGCUACUGGUGAAGAAAGGAGCUGAUGUCGACAAGAGGGACAGCAACGGCCUAACACCACUGCACUAUGCAGCAUGCAGUGGCAAGACUGAGAUUGUGAAGCUACUGCUGGACGCUGGUGCAGAUGCACUUGCCCAGGACUCGCUUAGCAGGACACCACUGCAUGCAGCAUCAGGAGAGGGGGAUGCAGAAUGUGUCAGGCUACUGGUGAAGAAAGGAGCUGAUGUCGACAAGAGGGACAGCAACGGCCUAACACCACUGCACUAUGCAGCAUGCAGUGGCAAGACUGAGAUUGUGAAGCUACUGCUGGACGCUGGUGCAGAUGCACUUGCCCAGGACUCGCUACGCAGGACACCACUGCAUGCAGCAUCAGGAGAGGGGGAUGCAGAAUGUGUCAGACUACUGGUGAAGAAAGGAGCUGAUGUCGACAAGAGGGACAGCAACGGCGUAACACCACUACACUAUGCAGCAUCCAGUGGCAAGACUGAGAUUGUGAAGCUACUGCUGGACGCUGGUGCAGAUGCACUUGCCCAGGACUCGCUACGUAGGACACCACUGCAUGCAGCAUCAGGAGAGGGGGAUGCAGAAUGUGUCAGGCUACUGGUGAAGAAAGGAGCUGAUGUCGACAAGAGGGACAGCAACGGCGUAACACCACUACACUAUGCAGCAUCCAGUGGCAAGACUGAGAUUGUGAAGCUACUGCUGGACGCUGGUGCAGAUGCACUUGCCCAGGAGUCGCUACGUAGGACACCACUGCAUGCAGCAUCAGGAGAGGGGGAUGCAGAAUGUGUCAGGCUACUGGUGAAGAAAGGAGCUGAUGUCGACAAGAGGGACAGCAACGGCGUAACACCACUACACUAUGCUGCAUCCAGUGGCAAGACUGAGAUUGUAAAGCUACUGCUGGACGCUGGUGCAGAUGCACUUGCCCAGGACUCGCUACGUAGGACACCACUGCAUGCAGCAUCAGGAGAGGGGGAUGCAGAAUGUGUCAGGCUACUGGUGAAGAAAGGAGCUGAUGUCGACAAGAGGGACAGCGACGGUGCAACACCACUGCACUAUGCAGCAUCCAGUGGCAAGACUGAGAUUGUGAAGCUACUGCUGGACGCUGGUGCAGAUGCACUUGCCCAGGACUCGCUAAGUUGCACACCACUCCACUACGCAGCCUUCGGGAGGAAUAAAGUGUGUGUCAUAAUGUUACUGUAUGCAGCCUGGGUCAGACACAGAGCAAGCAAAUGA